AUGUAUUUUCAUUUUAUUCUCCUAUUUCUUGGAGCAGUUUGAGCACAAUCCACUCUACUGCAAUGCAAAGGGGAGUGGAUAAAAAUCCUUGAAUCAGCGAAAGGAAUUAUUGGCCCCUCUCCUUCUGAUUAUAGCAAGCAAUUUUUAUACACAGGCUUAAAUGCUAAUGAGUUAGGCCAAUAUGAUUCAUGCUUAGAAUUAGACAAUUCCAAAUUCACACUUAUACAGGCAAGUGAUUCCCCAAUAAUUGCCUGGGGCUUAUGUGGGCCUUCCAUUUGCUCUGAAGCUGAUUAUUAUUUACUGCUGCAAAGUCUUGCAGACCCAGAAGAAAAAAAUGAAGAAAUUCUAAAAACCUCGUUUAGUAAAAUUGUUCAAGCCUCAGCUUUAGGCAGUCUCAAGAUAGUUUUUCCUAAAGAGUAUAUAGAUGACCAUUUCAAUAAAUACAGCUCUGGAGAAACAAUUAUGUUUACAAUCACCAUAGUCAUAAUCUCCACUGCUGCUAUAGGAACAGGAAUAGAUUAUUGGAUAUAUACUCAAAAAGAAGCUAAAAAAGAUCAAGAAGCACUGAAUUUUUUGCUGAAAUUGUUCCUGUGCUUUUCUGUAAUCACAAACUUUAAAAAAAUCUUUAAAAGUCGUAGCGAAGAAAAAUUUGGAGAAAAAAACACCUUUGAAAUUUUAAAUUCUGUUAGAGUUUUAGCAAUUGGUUGGGUCAUUUUUGGACAGUUUGUCAAUAUUAUAUCAUCAAAUGCUGCGUUAGUAAAUUUUAAUAAACUAAUUACAAUCGCAAAACUGACUAUUAUGAUAUUCCCUCUUACAAGUACUUUGGCUGUUGAUACUUUUCUAUGGCUUUCUGGGUUUUUAUUAGGAUAUUUACUCCUUGUGGAAAUAAAUAAAGAAGAAAAAAAAAUGAGCUGGAUUUUGCUUUAUAUUCAUAGGCUCUUUAGACUUUGGCCUCUUAUGCUGUUUAUUUUGUUUUUCUUUUGGGCUUUUCAAAAACAUAUUGGAAAUGGCCCUUUAUGGUAUAAUGGAGAUUUAUAUAAUAAUGAUUGUAAAGAUUACUGGUGGUCAAGUAUGCUUUUUAUCAAUAAUUUCGUCCCUAAUUGGAAAGGGAGUGGGUGCUUAGGCCAAGGAUGGUAUUUAGCGAUGGACAUGCAAUUUUUUAUUAUAACUCCUCCAAUCAUUUAUUUGUAUCACAAGUACAAUAAAUACAUUGGCUGGGCUAUCAUGGUAUUUUUUAUAGGACUAACUAUAAUAAUAUCAGCAGUCGUGGCCCAUCAUUUUACAUUAAAUAUUGUCGUUCCUGCUUUGCCGAAUGAAAACAACUAUAUGGAUUACUACUUUACAAAGCCAUAUUGUAGAAUUGGAGCUUAUGCUAUAGGAGUUUUAUCUGCAUUUAUAGUAUACUCCUAUAAGCAGUUUAAAGAAAACGGUACAAAAUAUGACCCAAUUGGUGUUUGAAUCGGAUUAAAGCUAGAAAAUCGACGCAUAAGAUGAACUGUUGGGUUUAUUGGCUAUGCCUUAAUAAACUUUAUAAUUUUCAUUCAAUAUGACGCUUUUAAAAAUCCUGGAGGGAUGGAAUUAACUUACCCAAAUUGGACAGAUGAAGAAAACCAAGCUUUUAUAGCACUUCAUAGAGUGGUUUUUACUUUUGCAUUAGCAAGCUUACUUUUGCCAGCACUAUUAGGCCACUUUUCGUGGAUGACCCGAUUUUUAUCGUCACAGAUAUGAACUCCAUUUUCAAGACUGACUUUUUGUGUGUUUUUGCUUCAACAGAAUAUGAUAGAAAUUGCUUAUAGAAGCCAAAGAGCAGCUUUGUGGUUUGAUCAAUUUUCUGGGAUUAAAGAUUUGACGUGGUUCUUCUUGUUUUUAUUUGUAUGCUCUAUUCCUUUUGUGAUGCUUGUUGAAAUCCCUGCAUUUGAAAUAGAAAAAUUAAUUUUCAAAUCAAAAAGCCAAAUUGUUGUGGAAGAGAAGAAAUCACUUUUGAUGAUAUCACUGGUGGAACAAGAAAAGAAGCCUUAUUAUGCUUAG
Molecule: messenger RNA, 2028 nt
Organism: Blepharisma stoltei
Lineage: Eukaryota; Ciliophora; Heterotrichea; Heterotrichida; Blepharismidae
Source: the annotation of a GenBank genome assembly